Molecule: messenger RNA, 1272 nt
Organism: Vicia villosa (hairy vetch)
Lineage: Eukaryota; Viridiplantae; Streptophyta; Magnoliopsida; Fabales; Fabaceae
Product: GDSL esterase/lipase CPRD49-like
Exons: 6
Coding region: 193-963 (256 amino acids)
Source: RefSeq, a predicted model, not a curated record
AAUAGGCGAAGGUAGUAAAGUAUUACAUUGUGCACAUCGUUUUUGUUCAACCUCCACGAGCUUAGGAGGUGUGAUUUGGCGCCGCCUGUCAUUUCCUCUCCCUCCGUCAUUCUCAUUGUUUCUGUUAUUAUUACGUACCCAUCUCAAUUUAAAACCUUCAACUACUCAUCACACAAAUACACAGAAAAAGACAUGGUCGCUCCUUCCAGGCCUCAGUUUGUCCUCUUCGGAUCCUCCAUCGUACAACUCAGUUACAGCCAUAGCGGUUGGGGUUCUUUUCUUUCAGAUAUCUAUGCCCGCAAGGCAGACAUAUUGUUACGAGGAUACUACGGAUGGAAUUCUCGACGUGCCCUUCAAGUGCUCACUCAAGUUUUCCCAAAGGAGGCUGCUACACAGCCUUCUCUUGUGAUAGUUUAUUUUGGAGGUAAUGAUUCUAUGGGUCCUCACUCAUCUGGUCUAGGCCCUCACGUGCCUCUUCAAGAAUAUGUCGCUAACAUGAGAAAGAUUCUGGUUCAUAUUCAGAGUCUAUCUGAAAAGACACGUAUCAUUGUUCUCACCUGCCCUCCUGUCCACGAGGAAAAAGUGCGUGAAAACACUAGUGCCUUUUUUAGUGAGCUGGUAAGAACAAAUGAAUUAUGCAAAAACUAUUCAGAUGCUUGUAUAAAGCUAUGCAAGGAACUUGGUGUGAAAGUCGUUGAUCUUUUUCAUGCACUACAAAGUAUAGAUGACUGGAAGAAUGCUUGUUUUACCGAUGGCAUCCAUUUAGCAGCUGAGGGAAGCAAAAUUGUGGUGAAAGAGAUAUUGAAAGUACUUAAGGAGGCUGAAUGGAAGCCAUGCCUCCACUGGAAGUCAAUGCACACUGAAUUUUCAGAAGAUUCACCAUAUGAUCUUGUUGCUGCUGAUGGGAAAAGAACACUGAAUCCUUCUGAGUGGACUUUUCACAGAGAGUUUCAGUGGGAUUAAGCUGUUGAGUUAUCAACCUUAUAUUUAGCAGUUUCGUUAUUUACGUUUGCUUAAAAAUGUUUCUUUGUUGUUUGGUGACAUAAUUGUCAUUCAUAAAGUUUGUAAGUUCAUGUUUUAACUGAAAAAUAGUUGAUAUAGUAUAAUGUAGUGCUCCAUACUCCCAUAGCUAUAUGCAAAUUUCAUCAAGUCUGUAUGAUUCCGGGAGUUAUAAAAAUUAAAAAGCAGUAUAAGUUAUAUGAUGUACUAUUGUUCUUUUUAUAAUAAUAACUUACUUAUAAAGAUGAAAUUCAAUCUCAUAAACUUGUCUCA